Messenger RNA from Spea bombifrons (plains spadefoot toad), 2531 nucleotides. It is a transcript of the gene MAT2A, whose product is annotated as methionine adenosyltransferase 2A. The transcript has 9 exons. The record is from RefSeq and is a predicted model, not a curated record. Bases 28 to 1338 code for a protein of 436 amino acids. Gene Ontology annotation, biological process: S-adenosylmethionine biosynthetic process. NCBI's taxonomy places the organism in Eukaryota, Metazoa, Chordata, Amphibia, Anura, Pelobatidae. Gene Ontology annotation, cellular component: methionine adenosyltransferase complex; cytosol. Gene Ontology annotation, molecular function: methionine adenosyltransferase activity; ATP binding.
GAGUAUCGCGCGGGACUGGUGACGUCAAUGCGGGAAUACUAUAAAGUCACACCACCUGGCGUCAAUCCUGCAUUCUUACCGGCGAGGACCAAGCAGUGGGAGCUCAGUUCGCAUUGGUAUUUUAACAAAAGCAACUUAAGCGGCAAAAUGAACGGCCAGAUGCUUAACGGUUUCCACGACUCUCUUAUCGACGAGGGCAGCUUUCUUUUUACGUCGGAGUCUGUCGGGGAGGGACAUCCUGAUAAAAUUUGUGACCAAAUUAGUGAUGCUGUUCUGGAUGCCCACCUGAAACAAGACCCAGAUGCCAAAGUUGCUUGUGAAACGGUUGCAAAAACUGGCAUGAUCCUCCUUGCUGGUGAGAUCACCUCCAGAGCGUCCGUGGAUUACCAAAAAAUUGUGCGGGACACAAUCAAGCACAUCGGCUACGACGAUUCCUCUAAAGGAUUUGACUACAAAACUUGCAAUGUGUUGGUGGCUCUGGAGCAGCAAUCCCCAGACAUUGCACAGGGAGUCCAUCUGGACAGAAAUGAGGAGGAUGUGGGAGCUGGAGAUCAGGGCUUAAUGUUUGGUUAUGCUACUGAUGAGACUGAAGAAUGUAUGCCUCUCACGAUUGUCCUAGCACAUAAACUGAAUGCUAAGAUGGCAGAACUACGUCGCAAUGGAACCCUGCCCUGGCUUAGACCAGACUCAAAGACCCAGGUGACUGUUCAGUACAUGCAGGACCGUGGAGCUGUCAUCCCAAUCAGAGUGCACACCAUUGUAGUCUCUGUGCAACAUGAUGAAGGAAUCUGCCUGGAUGAGAUGCGUGAUGCCUUAAAGGAGAAAGUGGUAAAGGCUGUGGUUCCUGCCAAAUACCUGGACGAUGAUACAAUUUAUCAUCUGCAGCCAAGUGGGCGCUUUGUAAUUGGUGGUCCACAGGGUGAUGCUGGAUUAACAGGACGCAAGAUCAUUGUCGACACCUACGGUGGAUGGGGAGCCCAUGGAGGUGGUGCCUUCUCUGGCAAGGACUACACAAAAGUGGAUCGCUCUGCUGCUUAUGCUGCACGCUGGGUGGCAAAAUCUCUGGUAAAGUCUGGCCUUUGCCGCAGAGUCCUGGUCCAGGUGUCAUAUGCAAUUGGUGUUGCACAUCCCUUGUCUAUCUCAAUCUUCCACUAUGGGACCUCUCAAAAGAGUGAGAGGGAGCUGUUGGCGAUCGUGAACAAGAACUUUGAUCUUCGUCCUGGUGUUAUUGUCAGGGAUCUGGAUCUGAAGAAACCAAUUUAUCAGAGGACUGCAGCCUAUGGUCACUUUGGUAGGGACAGCUUCCCUUGGGAAGUGCCCAAAAAGCUGGAGUAUUGAUUUGUUAGGCUUUUCCCCACUAGACCUACUGGCGUUAUAUACAGAGAAACCUGUAGGCUCUUAUGGAAGGAAAAGGCCCCAUCCUAUCUUCCCUGUCACUCCUGGCUCACUGUAAUAGUAACUAGUGCCAUGUCUUGCUUGUAAGGAGAGGGAACCAUAUAUGACAGAUUCUAUUCCCCUGCAUUCCCUCAUGUUCAUGCUAUCUAGCAGUACUUCUAGCAGAUGGGCUUGUAUGUAGCGUAGCUUUAAGUGUUUGAAACAUUUGACCAAGUACCCUAAUCUGCCUCUUGUCCUGGAUCAGUUUCAGUUUAGAUGUUUAACUGGUCUUGCUCCAUUAGCUGUAGUACAAAGGGCUUGUGCCCUCUAUAUUCCAUGACAUAAUACUUGUAUCUGCAAUAUUCUAAAGUAUUGGCUCCCAUUGCAUAGACAGUGAGGGAAUCGAAAAACCAAAAUUUAUUUUUAGACCCAAGGAAUACAAAACCUUCUACCUGAAUGUCUAUGAUGGACCUGGUUAGUGCAGACAAGUCUCUUGGUGCCUGUAGACUCAUGGAAUUUUUUUUAUUUUUUUCCUUAUUUAAGAUUUUUAUUUUUUCCUCCACUGCCACACUGCACAAACCCCCACCCUGCCAGUUUUUAAUUGUAAGACGCGUGCCUGUACUCUGUCUGUAUUUCCCCUUCUGCGGCUGGCUGGUGUGGCUACAGAGAAACCAGCCCAGUGCAGAGUCCAGACAGAAUAGGCACGUGAGGCAGGGAGGGGUACAAAAGGAUCUUACUUGAAGAAACAUUGCUGUGUAACUUUAUUUAUUGUGUUGCCUGGCCCAGGCGUAAGUACAGAGUAGCCUCUGCUCCAGGCAACAUUUUUUAAAAAAUCCUUUUACAGUGGUCUCUUUUUUGUGUUCUUGUACUCCAUGUCUGGUAUCCUCUGGCAGGUACUGGUGUGGUACAGAAAAACCAGUCCUGAAUCUUGCAGAGGUUCUGGAUCAUGUGUUCUUGGUCUUGGGAAGAGAUCUCUCUGCUGGAAUUGGCACACUUUACCAGUGUGGUACAGAGAAACUGGUUGUUUACAAGCUGUCCUUCAGAGAGAUCGCUAACUAGGACCUUGCCACAUAAAAAUGCCCUAUUUUAAAUCCAUAUUUCUGGUUAAAGAUCACAGCGGAAGACUUACCCAUCAAUAAAGUAUUGAGUUCUCCCUC